Cydia fagiglandana is the source of this 553-nucleotide messenger RNA. RefSeq lists its product as uncharacterized. The transcript is spliced from 4 exons. Bases 65 to 553 code for a protein of 162 amino acids. NCBI's taxonomy places the organism in Eukaryota, Metazoa, Arthropoda, Insecta, Lepidoptera, Tortricidae. The record is from RefSeq and is a predicted model, not a curated record. Gene Ontology annotation, biological process: tissue development; animal organ morphogenesis.
GUGGAGGUUAUAUUAUUGUGUUGACCAAUUGUGGAAGGGGCAGUUGUGUUGUGAUGUUGUGAAAAUGAGGUUGUUGUUGUGCUUGUUGCUUGUGGUUGCUGUUGCUGGGAAGGGGAAGAAGCAUCGGCAUAAUAAACCAGGUCGAGCAGUCCUGGACCGUCUCUCCAGCACCACAGUAACAGAUGGCACCGUGGAGCCAGGCAGAGAACUGCUACCGGAGCCCCUGGAUGUGGCUCCGUUCUCGGUGGUAGAAGCCAACGCCACCUGCGGGGACAAUGGGGCUGAGGACUAUUGCAGAGAUACGCCGGGAAAACGCGGUGUGGUCUGCGACGUAUGCGAAGGCCUGGAUGGUCCAGCCGCCCGCCGUCACCCAGCUUCUUACGCCAUCGACGGAGACCCUAGUACCUGGUGGCAGACCCCUGUCGGCGUAGCUCAUGUUACCCUGGUCGCUACAUUACCUGAUGACUGCGGCAUCAUCUCGCAAGACGGCGACUCCCUAAUAAGGUACCAACGCAAUGAAUUCCAACUCUGUGGAACCACCUCCGACUUCUGA